Thyridium curvatum is the source of this 645-nucleotide messenger RNA. RefSeq lists its product as uncharacterized. Lineage: Eukaryota; Fungi; Ascomycota; Sordariomycetes; Thyridiales; Thyridiaceae. Gene Ontology annotation, molecular function: phosphatidylglycerophosphatase activity. Bases 1 to 645 code for a protein of 214 amino acids. Gene Ontology annotation, biological process: cardiolipin biosynthetic process. The record is from RefSeq and is a predicted model, not a curated record. Gene Ontology annotation, cellular component: mitochondrion. The transcript has 3 exons.
AUGAAUCUCAACCUCUCAGGCUCACUCAAUAUCUUCAAGCUCUUGGCCAAGCCCUCGCUCUGCUUGCCUCAUGCAACAGUCUCCACCUUCAAUGACCUACCUAUACCUCUAGACAAAGCCUUUGAGAAGCGAUGGAAGAAGCCGAGUAUUAAAGCGGUGGUCCUAGACAAAGAUGACUGCUUUGCCUACCCCGACACUAGUGAGAUACACGCGCCUUACAAGGAAAGAUUUGCCGCCCUCAGAGCCGCAUAUCCCGGCCGCCAAUUGCUCAUUGUCUCCAACACAGCCGGGGCUUUGAGCUACGACACGAGCCGGAAACUCGCCAAAGAGGUGGAGGGAGCAACAGGUGUCACAGUGCUCUCUCACUCGUCGAAGAAGCCGGGAUGUGGCAAUGAGAUCAUGGAAUACUUCAAGUCGCACCCAGAAGCUGGAGUAACUCAUCCGUCACAAAUAGCCGUUGUUGGAGAUCGCCUUACCACGGAUAUGAUGCUGGCCAACAUGAUGGGUAGCUGGGGCAUAUGGGUUAAGGACGGUGUAGUGCCGCUGCAACAGAAGAGCAUAUUUGCAAGGACUGAGCAGAAACUUGCGGCAUAUCUUGAGUCCCGAGGCUAUUCUGCGUCAGAACCACCGAAUCCCUUCGAGUGA